This is a messenger RNA of Erythranthe guttata (spotted monkey flower), 1409 nucleotides long. RefSeq names its product methyl-CpG-binding domain-containing protein 9-like. Lineage: Eukaryota; Viridiplantae; Streptophyta; Magnoliopsida; Lamiales; Phrymaceae. The record is from RefSeq and is a predicted model, not a curated record.
CUAUGAACUUGCGUCUCGAGGCCUAAGAUCCAAGGAAAUGAAAAACAGUAAAUCGAAGCUUGUUGCAUCUGUAACGUGGAUUUUGCACCAAGGAGGUCCUUUGUGCAGUGGAAUUGAGUAAAUCUGUGUUAGAUUUUUUUGGCUGCUAAGUAAUUCAAGUCUAAGUGGAGGCCCAUGGAAAAGUUGGAAGCCCGAUAAAUGAAGAGCCUGUCUCAAUUAAUCAUACAGUCCAUGGAGAUCAUCCACAUUUCGGAGAUCUUCUUGAGGCAUGGAUUUUCUUGUCGCGUUUCCAGGAGGUAUUAGGUAUGAGAAAGGGUCUCUCUUUGAAAGAAUUUAUCGCAGAACUGGAUGGACCAUCAUUCGAUGGUUUACUCGAAGCUCACAUAUUAAUGCUGCAAGUACUAUUAAGAGAGUUCCCCCAAAAAAUGGGGCAACUUAAAAACGUGGAAAAAAUAACCGAGAUUAAUUUCCCUCCCGUGAAUAAAUUUACAUGGCGAGAAUUGGCUAGGAGGUAUGCUUUAGCCAUGUCAUUUUUGAAAGGGGAGCUGGGCUCGUUGGAGGUUUGUGAUGGCAUUGACGUACUUUUGAACUUAUGUGGCGAUGUUACACCACAAAGUGGUCCGAAAACUGGAGUUGCUGGAUUAGAAGCCGAUGCAGAGUUUCUUGCUGCAGCAUCGAACAUAAUUUAUAGCUCUCUCUACGACGAUGGUGAAGCGGACUUAAAGUCUGAAGACGCCACGGCGAAUGAAGAAAUUCCCGGGUGGGUUCAAGAGUUGGAACCCAUAAAAAGUUUGAAGACAAAUGUGGGGUCCAAAAUAAGAAAUUGUAUCAAUAAAUCAUUGGAAAUGGAUCCACCCGAAUGGGCGAGAGAAUGCUUGGUUCGUUCGAUCAGCAAAGAAGUUUACAAGGGCAAUGCUUCUGGCCCUACGAAGAAACUAGCUCUGGAAGUUGCUUCAACUUUCCACUCUAUGCAACAAAAUCAUUCCGUUGGGAGAACCACCAGAAAGAACUUCAAACCUAUGUGGGACAUUGUAAUGAAACAAUGUCGGAUAGUGUUGCGUAAAUCGGCCACAGUGAAACAAACUAGAAAGCUCCGCAGGUUGCUUGGAGAUAAAUUGGUGUUCUGUGGCAGUAAUGAAGAAGGGCUUCUUGGUUCUCCGGCUAUGGUUUCCAGUCUUUUCUAUUUAAGGAUGGUUGAUUUGAGAUUGGCUGCCGGUGCUUACGGAUCACAUGAAGCUUUUUUCGACGAUGUAGAAGAGUUCUGGAAAGAGGUGCAGAUUGCUUUAUGCAAUUACCCAAAUCUGGUUCAGCUCGCCGAAGAAUCAUACCACGCAUUUGAUUCUUUAUAUUUAAAAGAGGUACACAUUUUCUCUGCAUCUAUCACUUGAUCCGUGGUUAUAUUUUUCAAA